GCUGUUGUGAAAUGCCCCGCGUCUCCACCAUCCGGUAACGUCUUGCCAGCGCAUCACGACUGCCUUCAAUGCCCGUCUUUAUGCCAUAGCAAAAUAACCCGUUUGCACAAUCGGAAUAAUUGAAAUAGGCUCACAUUAGCCUCAGAAUAUAUUCAGUUGUCAGCGGAUAAGAACGUUUCUUUUAAAUUUUAAGACACGAAGGGUCGUGCUACAGAGAAAUACGCUUUGCGUAGAUUGGCGCGUGCAUCUUCAGGGCGCGAGGACGUCUUGUAUUUACAUUCACAGUAUUGCAGGAGCACAGAUUGGAAUGGCCUCUGCAUCACGCAGAUAUUAACUAUGUGAAAGAUCUGGCAAAACAAAAUGGGGAUGGCUGAGAGGUUGUGUGUGGUGGUGAGCAGCUGAGGUUGGCUGUGAUCUGGAUCUUCUCUACACAUUGAGAGCAUGUACAGGAGGAAUGGGCUCCCUGCCAGCGUCAGCAUCACCUCUGGCCACACACAGGACAGCAGCAGUUCAGAGUCUCUGGAUGGACGGAGCUUGGACUCUGCUAAGAGUUUUGAUGCGGUGGUGUUUGACAUGCUCAAAGUGACACCUGAGGAGUUUGCUAGUCAGAUCACUUUGAUGGAUGCUCCUGUUUUUAAGGCGAUACAGCCUGAGGAGCUGGCCAGCUGUGGAUGGAACAAGAAGGAGAAGCACAGCCUUUCACCCAAUGUUGUGGCCUUCACGCGGAGAUUCAACCAGGUGAGUUUCUGGGCAGUGAGGGAGAUUUUGACAGCUCAAACACUGAAAAUACGAGCAGAAAUAUUGGGCCAUUACAUCAAAAUUGCAAAGAAACUGCUGGAGUUGAAUAACCUGCACUCUCUGGUGUCGGUGGUCUCUGCCCUUCAAAGUGCCCCCAUCUUCAGACUGAGCAAAACCUGGGCAUUGAUCAGUCGAAAGGACAAGGCCACAUUCGAGAAGCUGGAUUUCCUUACGUCAAAGGAGGAGAAUUACAACCGCAUGAGAGAGUACAUCAGAUCCCUCAAAAUGACCCCCUGUAUCCCCUACUUGGGAAUUUACCUGUUUGAUAUGACCUACAUUGACUCCGCCUACCCUGCCUCUGACAGCAUCAUAGAGACAGAGCAGAGAACCAAUCAGAUGAACAAUCUGCUGCGCAUCAUCUCCGACCUUCAAAUGUCUUGUAACUAUGAUCAUUUGGUUAUGUUACCACAUGUGCAGAAGUACCUGAUGUCAGUGCGUUACAUUGAAGAGCUGCAGAAGUUUGUUGAGGAUGACAAUUACACACUAUCUUUGAAGAUUGAACCUGGGAACAGCUCACCUCGUCUGGUGUCCUCCAAAGAAGAUCUUGGAGGUCCCUCAGAAGUGUCAGCUUCAGUGAGAUAUAACCGCCGGCCGACCUGUCCUGAUACAUCAGUGGUAGCCUAUAUCCCCACCCCUCCUCCUGCCCGUCACAGGAAGAGCCACAGCUUGGGAAAUAAUAUGAUGUGCCAGUUUGGUGUGGCGGAGAGUAAAAGUGCAACUUUCCCAGCCAAAGAAAAGGCUCGACACCUGCUGGACGAUAGUUUCUUGGAAUCACACAGUCCUGUCAGAAACCACACUCAUGAUUCAGUGUUCACCAAUGGCAUUUCACUGGGCAGUAGAGAAAGUUCAUUUAGUGAUGAAUUAUCAAGUACUGUUGAAAGAGGUCGUAUGUACGCAACACUCGGUCCAAAUUGGCGAGUUCCAGUCUGUAGGUCCCCUAGAAGCAGAAGUUAUGUUUACAGUACCUCUGGGGCUGUGUCCAGCUAUGAAUGCAGUUCUCUGAGCAGUAUAACCAUUGAAGGGCCAUUACGAAGGAAGACACUGAUGAAGGAGGGCAAAAAACCAACUCUCUCAUCAUGGAGGCGAUACUGGAUUGUGUUGUCUGGCUCUAUACUUAUCUAUUUUGGUUCUAAAGCACUAAGAGCAAAUGAACGAAGACAUUACAAAUCCAGGCCAUGUAAAAAAAUCACACUCACAGGUUGGAUGGUGGCACUGCCCGACAACCCUGAACAUCCAAACAUUUUCCAGCUCACUGAUCCUGAAAGAGGCAAUGUUUACAAGUUCCAGACUGGAUCACGUUUCUCUGCAGUAAUCUGGCACAAACAUCUGGCCGAGGCUUGCAGAAGUACAAAACCACAGAUACCAGCAAACCUCAUGUCUUUUGAAUAGUCUUGGAAAGCGAAAAACAAAUCAGCGGAAUUGUAAGAUGUGAAUACCUACAAAAUGUGAAAGAUUUUUGAUCUGUAGCCAAAAGGUGAUGAUAUUUUUACACUUCGGAGAAUGAAACUGCGUUUUGGGCACCUCAGCCUCCAUGCAAGCGGACCUAAUACUGGAGUCUCUGGAAGCUGUAUAUAUAUUGCAAAAGUCAGAAAUUCAUUUAUGGACGCUUUUCCAUUGGAUUGUACAGCUUGGUACAGCUCACUUUCAUUGUGUACAGUAACUAGUACCUAAUACUCUUUUUAGUACCGCCCCGGUUAAGGUUUCAAGCAAGCCGUACCUAUACCAAAACAUGGCGUAUACACUGCAGAUCACUAAUUGGUCAGAGAGAAUCGUCACUACUGGCGACAUUGCUUUAAUGUACGAUAUCAAGAACACCAUUCCAUCUAUAUGACAGAGCGCAGUU
Messenger RNA from Misgurnus anguillicaudatus (oriental weatherfish), 2641 nucleotides. Lineage: Eukaryota; Metazoa; Chordata; Actinopteri; Cypriniformes; Cobitidae. The record is from RefSeq and is a predicted model, not a curated record.